This is a messenger RNA of Myodes glareolus (Bank vole), 2214 nucleotides long. It is a transcript of the gene Entrep1, whose product is annotated as endosomal transmembrane epsin interactor 1. Lineage: Eukaryota; Metazoa; Chordata; Mammalia; Rodentia; Cricetidae. Gene Ontology annotation, cellular component: membrane. The record is from RefSeq and is a predicted model, not a curated record.
GCGUCCCGCCGUCCCGCCGCGCCAGGCUCCGCGCUGCUACCCGCGCGCCCGCUCCUGUCGCUCGGGCUGCUGCAGCUGAUCCUGGGCUGCUGCAUGGUGGCGCUCAGCUUCGGGGCGCUGUCGCUGAGCAGUUCGCCGCAGGUGAAGAACUCGUGCCCGUUCUGGGCCGGCUCCUCGGUGAUACUCUCUGGAAUCAUUGGAUUGACAACUUGGAAAAGACCUAUGAUACUCCUGGUGAACCUUUUCGUGCUUCUCUCUGUGGUCUGCAUCCUCUUAAAUCUCGCAGGAUUCAUCCUAGGCUGUCAAGGAGCCCAGUUUGUGUCCAGCGUGCCCAGGUGUGACCUGGUGGACUUAGGAGAAGGCAAGAUCUGCUUCUGUUGUGAAGAAUUUCAACCAGCCAAAUGCACAGACAAGGAAAAUGCCUUGAAACUCUUUCCAGUUCAACCUUGCAAUGCUGUCCACCUUCUGCUUAAGAAGGUUCUGUUCGCCCUGUGUGCCUUGAACGCCCUGACCACCACAGUGUGUUUGGUGGCUGCGGCACUGCGCUACCUCCAGAUCUUCGCCAGCAGAAGGCCGUGUAUUGAUGAAUCCCAGAUGUCUGCAGAAGAAGUGGAGGAGCACGGACGGAUUCCAGACCCAGAUGACUUCGUGCCACCCGUGCCUCCCCCGUCCUACUUUGCUACAUUUUACUCCUGCACACCUCGGCUGAACCGCAGGAUGGUUGGUUCUGAUGUUAUCCCACUGCCACACAUCUAUGGAGCACGGAUCAAGGGUGUGGAAGUGUUCUGUCCUCUGGAUCCCCCACCUCCGUAUGAAGCUGUGGUGAGCCAGAUUGACCAGGAGCAGGAGUCUUCAUUCCAAAGGCCAGAAGGACCAGAAGCUGUUGGGAGCCCAUUGGAGUCAGUUUGCACACAAUUAACUCAAGGUGGGGUUCUACCUAACACAGCUGGUGAAGAAAACACACCUGCACCAACUCCUCUUUCCAACCUGGUACAACCUCCCAGAAGCCGGCGGGCCCUCCCACCCCUGAGGACAAGGUCGAAGAGCGACCCUUUGCUUCACCAUUCAGAGGAGAGAGCUACCCCAGUGCUCAGCUGCGAAGCUGCAACUCAGACAGAAAGGAGGCUAGAGCUGGCUGCGGUGACUCUGAGGAGAGGUGCGCGACCAAGGGCAUCACGAGGCAGACCCCGCUCUUUGAUAGAUUACAGGUCUUACAUAGACACCAAACUGCUAGUGGCCAGGUUCCUGGAGCAGUCCUCUUGCAGCAUGACUCCGGACAUCCAUGAACUUGUAGAGAACAUAAAAUCCGUCCUGAAGUCUGAUGAGGAGCACAUGGAGGAAGCCAUCACAAGCGCCAGUUUCCUAGAACAGAUAAUGGCCCCACCACAGCCCAGCACUUCCCAGGCCCAUGUGCUGACCUUGAGGAGACAGCCGGGCCUGCUGCACCUGCGCAGCUGUGGAGACCUGAGCACCUUUUCCCUGGCAGGAAGGCCUAGAGCUGAGCGGAGGCCCCAGCAGCGAGCUGAAGCUGAGAGGCCACACAGCCUCAUAGGCGUCAUUCGAGAGACUGUCCUGUGAACUGAGUGACAAGGAAAGCCAGUCCAAAGGAAGGAUGUCCUUCCUCAGUGCUGUUUACUGUCUGGGAGCUGGGGGUGCCCCCUGGGAACCUGAAAACAGGGGUCCGCGGGAGAAUACUUAUUCCUGCUCUUUGGCCCCUGUUUUUGCUGACGAGGGCACUGAGGUGAACUCGGGUGAAGUAGGUCCCUUCCUGUCUGUGUGCUCCCAGUUGGAAGUGAAGGCAGGGAGCCUCUGUCUGCUGCAUCUUGCAGCAUCCCCAUCAGGGCACGCACUGGGUGAGCCAAAAGCAGGCUCAAGAGUCUUUGCCUGCCUCACCCCUUAUGGCUCUUGUUGUUGUCAGGUUCAUUCCCUUGCUGUAAGGGGAGAGCUGCUGGGCUAUUUAUAGGUGCCUGCGGCCUCUGGCCGCUCCGUGAGAGGAGCUGGCAGGAGCCAUGAUGAUUAACCCCAUGUGACUGCAGUCCUCCAGCCUCCUCUGGGUUACCCUCCCAUCCCGUCUUUAGGAAGGAUAGGAGACCUGCUAAGCGGUGAUUUUUCAUGAAGGGCAUUAAGGGGGAGGGCUAUGGUUGAUUCCGUUUAUUCAUGCUUGCAAGCUAGAAUACUUAAGGGAGGAGAGAGAAUAAAAUGUUGGCUUUGGAA